AUGGAGCAGUACUUCUCAGCCACGCAGAAGAUGGAGCAGGAGGUGAUGUUCCCCAGCCUGCUGCGAGGGGUCUUCCUGCAGGAGGAGGGGGCAGCCCCGGCUGCCGAGAGCCGCACGGACCUCUACGAGCGCUACCAGCUCCUCAAGGCCAUCAAGCCCAUGGUGGAGAAAGGCCUGGCCUCUGGGGGUGACCAGAGCCCCAGCGGUGCCGACACCGACGGCGACGCAUCCUUGGACAGCAACGGGGCCGAGGAUGCCCAGCUGGAGGAGCGCCUGUCCCAGCACCUGACUGGCCUGCAGCAGGUCCUCACCCACCUCACCAGGGACACCAACGCCCUGACCCGCAGGUACAGCCAGAUCCUGGAGCAGAUCAACCUCAGCGAGGGACAGCCCAGCUGGUGACCCUGUCCUGGCCACCAGGACAGGUGCUGGUGUCAGGAAGCACAAGACGUCCCCGUGGCUGACCACUGCAGGCUCUCCCCAGUCCCGCUGGCAUUCCCCGCUCCGUGGCAGCUGAUGGGAUCUCCCGGCACCGGCACCGGAGAUGGCUGUGAGCACUGCAGGACCAGAUGGUGCCUUAUCCUCAUAGGAAGAAGCAUCCGGCUGUGCUGGCCAGGCCAUUGGAAGGGCUGCAUGCUCCUGGCCUCCUCUUUAUUUUCAAAGAGCGGCACCAAGUUGGGAGUUUUGUGAUGUGACCAUGACCUCUUUACAGUCCGUGGAGAUUGCCAAGCCCUUUUCCAGCUGGUACCUGGACUCCAAGGGCUUUUCCCACUGUUUUUGCUAAUAAAAGAAUCCCUGGGAA
Melospiza georgiana is the source of this 802-nucleotide messenger RNA. Its product is annotated as thyroid hormone-inducible hepatic protein-like. The coding region runs from base 1 to 402 and encodes 133 amino acids. Gene Ontology annotation, biological process: regulation of lipid biosynthetic process. The transcript is spliced from 2 exons. NCBI's taxonomy places the organism in Eukaryota, Metazoa, Chordata, Aves, Passeriformes, Passerellidae. The record is from RefSeq and is a predicted model, not a curated record. Gene Ontology annotation, cellular component: cytosol.